CAAGUUGUUUUUUUUUUGUAUCUUCUGCAGUGGUCGCGAAGAUGCCUGGUACCGUUCCUAGUCUACCGCAUCACGAUAGCCGUCUUCACCCUCUUCAUCUUCAUCUACACACUCGGGGACUACAUAGUGGCGGACUACGGUGUAGCGUGGUUCUCCAUAUACGCCACCAACUGGACUUUCCUCAUCCAGACGGUUUACUACAACAUGGCAGCCAUUGUAACGUCGCUUGCGUGUCCCGAUGUAGAUAGCCGGUGUCACGAAAGAGGUAAUAGCAGCACACUGGCACUAGGAGGAAAGCACAAGACUUCGUCUCGAAGAUUACGUGAGAGUUUUUCACCUGGAGGAACCGGGAACUUUGAGGUAGAGUCUGAUUCUGAAGACAGCAAUGACGGCCUGUCGGUAGACGUAUCAACAGCGCCACCUGACGAUCUCUGUUGGUACCACAAGACGAUGUGGGUGCUGUACAACACCAUGGCUCCCAUAGCUUUGCUGAUCACCUUCCUACGAACUCUUGCCAUGGGUUUUGGCACAUCGUUCGAAUGGACAAAUCACCUCAACCCCCUGACAGACAUCCUGCAUCACUUCUGUAACGGCGGCAUAGUUUUGGUGGACAUUUUUGUGAGCGCCACUCCCACACGACUCCUACACUUCGCACACCCCCUGGCCUAUAGUUUUAUCUACAACAUGUUCCUCAUUAUUUACUGGGUAUCAGGAGGAUGGGGCAUCACAGGAGAACGUUGGGUUUACCCUGUGGUCGACUAUUCGGACGAACAUUGGCGCCCUUCUGUUAUCUUCGUGUUGAUUGGUUUGUUCGUGGUCGUGCCCGUUUUCCACCUGUUGGUGUUCGGACUGUACAAGUUAAGGUGCGCCCUCGUGCGGUGCGUACUCGGAACUGCAGCGGAUGGAGCGGAAAGGACAAGACUGUUGUCCGAAUGACAAGAAAAAAAAAACAAAUAUACACAGAUGUUAUGUUUGAAACAGGGUAACACUUACAAGUGAAAGGAAGGAACAUUGCAGUGAAAAAUCAACUUGACAUGUGGAAAUAACAAUGAUAUUUAACUUGAAAUGAAGCAAAUAUUACUAAGUAUAUCAGGGCCAACGUUAUAGUUAAGUUGGGCAGCAAGUGCAAGGCCCAAAAUGGGAAUGAUUUUAUAAUGUCUACUUAAUAUCCUUUAACUUGUGCUGUCUUCUCUCUAAAGUUUUGGCCUGAUUCUGAAUCCUAUGGGCAUUGAGGGGAUAGUUAGAGUGAGAUCAAAAUCUGUUAAAUUCACGAGUUUUAAAUUUAUUUGGCGUAAAGAAAGAUCUGAGUUGUUUGGUUUGGUACUAACAGUGCGGAUGGAUAUAGAAUCGUUUGGAUACUUGAAGAAAAUAACCCCUUUUUUUCUUUGCAUAGUUAUCAACUAGAAUGAUAAGGUGAUGUAGAAUUUUUAAGAUUGCAUUUUUAAUUUGUAAGGUGUGUUACUACUUGAGGCCUUAAUUCAUU
Branchiostoma belcheri (Belcher's lancelet) is the source of this 1483-nucleotide messenger RNA. RefSeq names its product protein rolling stone-like. The record is from RefSeq and is a predicted model, not a curated record. The transcript is spliced from 2 exons. Bases 205 to 936 code for a protein of 243 amino acids. Gene Ontology annotation, cellular component: membrane. Lineage: Eukaryota; Metazoa; Chordata; Leptocardii; Amphioxiformes; Branchiostomatidae.